AUGGAUGUACCGUACACAGCAGCAGAGAUUGCAAUCGCUGCUAUAGCUGCAGUGGGAAACCUCUUGGUAUGUGUUGCGGUCAUCCAGGACCGCAAGCUCUGGACGGUAACUAAUUAUUUCUUAAUUUCUCUGUCAGUAGCAGACACAUGCGUGGGAGCAUUCGCCAUCCCCUGUGCCAUUCUAACGAGCAUAGGGAUUCCACAACAUCAACUGAGACUCUGUUUGCUGAUGCUGUCUGUCCUAAUUAUGCUGACAAUGAGUUCAACCUUCAGCCUCCUGGCUAUUGCUAUGGAUCGUUACAUUGCCAUUCUACAGCCUCUUCGAUACAAAAGCAUUAUGACCCCACGUAACGCACUUGUCAUUAUAGUUGUAGGAUGGGUCACUUCAUUCCUUUCUGGGCUGCUGCCGUUGAUGGGUUGGUACAAAGCCACUUCCCCGACUGGCCACUGUCUCUUCACACAAAUAGUAGACAUGACUUACGUGGUCUACUACUUCUCGGUUGUCUUUUUCAUUUUGCCCCUGAUUGUCAUGCUUGUUAUCUAUGCUAAAAUCUUUUCAGCAGUCAGAAAGCAGCUUGCGGCCAUAGCAAAGGGGGGACAGCUGGGCAGUGUUGCAGGUAAGAAUGCAGUGGGCAUCAGGAAAGAAAUGAAAACGGCCACCUCUCUUUUUACAAUCAUCUUCUUUUUCAGUCUAUGUUGGGCCCCUUUGCACCUCAUAAACUGGUUUCAACUCCUCUGCCCAAACGGCUUUGUUCCACUGAUCAUACUACAGAUUGCCAUCGUACUGACGCACGCCAAUUCUGCCCUCAAUCCAAUCCUAUAUGCGUACAAAUUGAAGACCUUCAGGAAAGCCUUCAAGGCCAUUUUUGUAUGCAGGCCUAAUGCUGUUACACCAACAAAAGAUUGGGACUGAGGAUCUGGUGGUUUCCAUUAGGUGAACCUCAUAAACGUAGCACCCAACAUCAGAUAGUAAUGUUAACUUGGCUUCCAGAACGUCACAAUUAGAGUAAAUGGACUGG
Pelobates fuscus (common spadefoot toad) is the source of this 1018-nucleotide messenger RNA. Its product is annotated as adenosine receptor A1-like. The record is from RefSeq and is a predicted model, not a curated record. Bases 1 to 912 code for a protein of 303 amino acids. Gene Ontology annotation, cellular component: plasma membrane; dendrite. Gene Ontology annotation, biological process: chemical synaptic transmission; G protein-coupled adenosine receptor signaling pathway; G protein-coupled receptor signaling pathway, coupled to cyclic nucleotide second messenger. Lineage: Eukaryota; Metazoa; Chordata; Amphibia; Anura; Pelobatidae. Gene Ontology annotation, molecular function: G protein-coupled adenosine receptor activity; G protein-coupled serotonin receptor activity; neurotransmitter receptor activity. The transcript has a single exon.